Anoplophora glabripennis (Asian longhorned beetle) is the source of this 1539-nucleotide messenger RNA. Its product is annotated as alpha-1,3/1,6-mannosyltransferase ALG2. Gene Ontology annotation, molecular function: alpha-1,3-mannosyltransferase activity; GDP-Man:Man(1)GlcNAc(2)-PP-Dol alpha-1,3-mannosyltransferase activity. The transcript has a single exon. Bases 223 to 1512 code for a protein of 429 amino acids. The record is from RefSeq and is a predicted model, not a curated record. NCBI's taxonomy places the organism in Eukaryota, Metazoa, Arthropoda, Insecta, Coleoptera, Cerambycidae.
GGUUAUGUUGUGCUGCUUACAUUUCUGUAAAUUCCUUAAUGUGUGAAAAUAUUGUCUCAUCGCUCUUAUCACUUCAUCCUUUCAAGCAGACAGUUAUCUGUUAUAAUUUAUUAUUAUAUAUCAGUAUAAGUGACUCAGUGACUACUGACUCAGUUAUUCUGUGGUAUUACUUAUAACCUAUAACCUAGAAAAGUUGAGUGGCAAUAGUGGAAUGCCAAAUUUAUGUGUAAUAGAAAAGAAACUAUGAAUAAUAAGAAGAAAUUUGAAAUUGCAUUUAUACACCCAGAUUUAGGUAUAGGGGGUGCUGAAAGGCUUGUUUUGGAUGUAGCAGCUGCACUGUCAAAUGAAGGAUACAGAAUUAGGUUUAUUACAAAUCACUUUGAUAAAAGCCAUUCAUUUGACGAAUUGAAAAAUGAAGAAUUUCCCGUGGAAGUUUAUGGAGACUGGAUUCCGAGAUCAGUAUUUGGAAAAUGUAGUGCAUUGUGUGCUUAUAUUCGAAUGAUAUAUCUUGCUCUAAUUUACAUAUUAUUUUUUAAGAAGAAAGAAAAGCCAGAUUUGUACUUUGUUGAUUUGAUACCAAUAGCCAUUCCGUUCUUAAAGUUAGCAAAUGAAAAAGUCAUUUAUUAUUGCCACCAUCCCGAUUUGUUAGCCAGCACUCCGGGUGGCAAAUUGAAACAAUUAUAUCGGAAACCUAUUAAUUGGCUUGAAUUAAAAGCAACUGCACGAGCUGACAUAAUUUUAGUGAAUAGUGAAUACACCGCAUCUAUCUUUAGAAAAACAUUCCCAGGAAUUACACAUGCACUUGAUAUUGUAUACCCUACCAUCGCUUAUUCUUACCAAAAAGCUGUAGAAAAUUUAAAAGGUGUUAAACCAAUCAGUGAGUUGGUACCAGAAAUUAAUUCUAAAGAAAAUGAUGUAAUUUUUUUGUCAGUUAAUCGUUUUCAUCCUGCGAAGAAGUUGGAUCUUGCCAUUUUAGCUAUGAAUAAAUUAAAAUCUCUCGUGACAGAAGAAGACUGGAAACGUAUUUAUCUCAUAAUGGCAGGGGGGUAUGAUCCUCAGUCAAAAAUUAACAAAGAGACAUACGCAUAUUUAACAGAAUUAACAAAUCAAAUGAAUUUGCAAGACAAAAUAAUAUAUUUAAAAUCACCUUCUGAUAACAUGAAAACUGAAUUGCUAAAUUCUUGUACAUGUUUACUAUACACCCCAGUUAAUGAACAUUUUGGAAUAGUACCAUUAGAAGCUAUGAUGGUAGCAAAACCAGUUAUAGCUGUUAAUAGUGGAGGACCACGUGAAACUGUUGAUCAUGGUAUAACCGGUUACUUGUGCGAACCAACAGCAGAAAGUAUGGCAGAAUUCAUGUAUCGGAUUUGCAGCGAUAAUAAGACCAAGGAUAUGGGUUUCAAAGGCAAAAUGAGAUUACAACAAAAAUUUUCUCAUAAAUAUUUUACACAUUGCUUAAAAAGAGUUGUCAACAAGGUGUUACAGGACGACGAUAAUAAAAAAUCAAAUUAGCUUUUGUUUAUGAAUUGAAUACUUAGG